This is a messenger RNA of Coturnix japonica (Japanese quail), 594 nucleotides long. The record is from RefSeq and is a predicted model, not a curated record. Lineage: Eukaryota; Metazoa; Chordata; Aves; Galliformes; Phasianidae.
ACCUGAAGGCACCAACUGCCUCAUGUGCCUGGAGCCUGUGGGGGACACUGUGUCCUACCACACCAUGGUGUGUCCAGCGUGCAGACACACCUGGUUCCACCGGGGCUGCAUCCAGGUAGGAGCCCUCCCCUCACCCUGCACACACGUUGCCUGCCCAGCAGCACCAGGCACCGCUCACGCUCACUCUGCUUCUUGCGCUUCUCCUGCAGAAACAGGCUUUGAAUGCUGGCAUGGACUGCUUCCGGUGCCCUGCCUGUAGAGACAACACUGUCUUCUGCACCGAAAUGUCCACCAUGGGGAUCCACGUCCCAGACAGAAGACCCUCAUGGGAGGACAAUGGUGAAUACGAAGGACUUCGACAGAGGCACCGGAACUGCGAUGCCUUCAAGUGCCUUUGCCCUAGAGGCAGACGGCAGGCAGCUACAAGGGGGCCCUGGCAGUUGAUGCUGUGCAGCUCCUGUGCUGCUGAGGGGACCCACAGACGCUGCUCCCACUUGAGCAAUACAACAGCCAAGUGGGAGUGCGACAGCUGUGCUGGCCUGGGAACCGGUAAGAGGCAAUGAGUUGCGUGGCACCGCGUUGGGACCAGGCAGG